CAUAAAUUCUUUCAUAAAACUAAUUUUGUUGAAUUUUUCACAAAAAGUGCAACUACUAAACAUUCUUAUGAUAGCUUCUUUGUGAAUGUGUCACUGUUCUUGAUUUGCACACGCCUUAUAAUUUAGGCUUUCUUUUGUUUUGGGCUGGCAGCUCCAACUGUUAAAGCUCUUGUCUGAUUAUGUGGAACUCCAUUUUAAUAGGAGCAGCUUCUUUGCUGCAUUUUUAAAAAAUGGUCUUGGAAGCUUCUUAUUUCCGAGAAAUGGAUCUUUGUUGGGGACAAAGGAUUAUUUAUGCUGAAGGAAAAUGUAUUCCCCACUGAAUUAGCUCGUGGGAAGCAUAACAAGCUCAUUAGUAAUGCUCACUUGUACUUUGGCCUUUUGCUGUGGUGGAGAGAAGAGAAAAUGACAUUCAAAAGGACAUUCUGUUGUCUUUUGCCUUCCUGAAAAGAAAAUGUCUUAUAAUAUUAGGUUUUUCAGUAUGGUUUAGCUCAGGUUGAACUUUGGUACUAGAAGAAAUAUUCCUGAAAGGAAAGUGGUAUGUAUAGUUGACACUGUGCAUGAGAAAAGAAAUUUCAGUUCAAUAUAGGUGACUAUGCAGCCUGCAAUUCAAGUAUGGUUUGGAGAAGAUCUGCCUCUAAGUCCACGGAGUCCUCUGACUCCCAGACAUGGACCAGGAUUGGCUAAUGUUUGUCAGUAUGAUGAGUGGAUAGCUGUGAGGCAUGAAGCCACUCUGUUGCCCAUGCAAGAAGAUCUGUCAAUCUGGUUAUCUGGUUUAUUAGGUAUUAAAGUUAAGGCAGAAAAAUUAUUGGAAGAACUUGAUAAUGGAGUACUGUUAUGUCAACUGAUUGAUGUUCUUCAAAACAUGGUGAAAACAUGCAAUUCUGAAGAAUCAGGAAACUUUCCAAUGAGAAAAGUGCCCUGUAAGAAAGAUGCUGCAUCAGGUUCAUUCUUUGCUCGAGACAAUACUGCAAACUUCCUUCACUGGUGUAGGGACAUUGGAAUUGAUGAAACUUACCUCUUUGAAUCUGAAGGUUUAGUUUUGCACAAAGAUCCAAGACAGGUGUAUCUUUGUCUUCUUGAAAUUGGUCGAAUUGUGUCAAGAUAUGGGGUUGAGCCACCAGUGUUAGUAAAACUUGAGAAAGAAAUUGAGUUAGAAGAGACCUUGCUUAAUACUUCAGGGGCUGAAGAUUCCAUCAGCAUUCCAAAAUCAUGCUGUCAGCAUGAAGAGCUACAUGAAGCUGUUAAACAUAUUGCGGAAGACCCUCCUUGUAGUUGUUCUCAUCGAUUUUCUAUUGAGUAUUUAUCUGAAGGACGAUACCGACUAGGGGAUAAAAUACUCUUUAUAAGAAUGCUUCAUGGAAAACAUGUCAUGGUUCGCGUUGGUGGAGGCUGGGAUACUCUUCAAGGAUUUCUGCUGAAAUAUGACCCCUGUCGAAUAUUACAGUUUGCCACACUAGAACAAAAAAUUUUAGCAUUUCAGAAAGGAGUUUCUAAUGAAAGUGUACCUGAUUCUCCUGCCAGAACUCCUCAGCCUCCUGAAAUGAAUCCUUUGUCAGCAGUUGGCAUGUUUCAGAAACAAAAUUCAAAACCCAGCUUCCCAGUUAGUAUUCCAAAAAGCAAAGAAAAACAGGGAUGUCCAUCAGGUGCAUUGCUGCCAGCAUCUUCACUGAAAGGAGGUAAUAUGGGCUCCAUGUCAGUCCAUUCUAAAUUUUCAGAUUCUCCAGCAGCAUCUUCUCAUCCCAAGCUCAGGUCUUCAAAAGGUGUAACAAAGAAACCGCAGGCUCCUUCAAACAAUGUAUCAUCUUCACUUGCUUCAUUAAAUCCAGUAGGUAAAAACACUUCUUCACCAAGAGUUGCACCUUGUAUAUCUAAGUCACUGAGAAAAUGUAUUCCAUCCCCCAGUAUCCCUAAGGCCAAGGUUAUUCCAGCCCAGAAUUCAACAGAUCUGCCUGAGUCCACACUUUUGCCAAAUAAGUGCUCUGGAAAAACUCAACCUAAGUAUGUGAAACAUAAUCAUAUUUCUUCGAGAGAUGAUGCAGUAUUUCACUUAGCUGCACAUUCAAAUUCAUCAAAGUGCCCCAAGCCUAAAGCAAAUAUACCUGUCAGGCCUAAGCCUUCUUUCCAAUCCUCUGCAAAAAUGACAAAACCCAGUUCCAAAACCAUAGCCAUAGGUCCAGGAACACAGUCUCAACCAUCCAAUGGAACCCCACAAGCAAGGUCAGUCCCAGCACAGAAACUUAAAUCGGCCUUGAAUUUAAAUCAGCCAGUUUCUGUGUCCUCAGUUUCUCCUGUGAAAUCUACACAGAAAUUGAAAGAUAAGAAUAUAGUUUCCAUUGCCAAAAAGCAGCCUCAGAAUAAAAGUACAUGCCAGAAGACAAGGCCCAGCCCCUCGAAGUCUCCUAGCCGUACCCCCCUGUCCAUCGUGAGCCUUCCACAGUCUUCUACCAAAACACAAACUGCACCGAAGUCAGCACAGACUGUCGCUAAGGGCCAGCAUUCAACUAAAGGGCCUCCCAAAAUUGGCAAAACCCCAGCUUCAACCAGGAAAUCACCGUCAUCUGUUAAGGACGUGGAUAGUGGAGAUAAAAAAACUACUGCAAAGAAAAAGGAAGAUGAUGACCAUUAUUUUGUCAUGACUGGAAGUAAGAAACCUAGAAAAUAAAUACAUAGUCAUUAUAAGAAAACAGAAAAGGAAGAGUGAAUGUCUUAGCUUCACAUCUUAAAAGAUUUUCCUAUUUGUGUUUGUCCAAAUAGGUGCAGACACUAAGGAUAAGAUAUGGGGGAUGGAGGCUGGGAUGAGGAAAGGGCUCAUCAGAAUUCACAUAUCUGAAUUCACCAUAAGGAACCCUUCUGAAGCAAACAGUUGAAAAAUCACUGCAAAGUUUUUAUUAAUAAUAGACAUGUAUAUGAUUUUCAAUCUAUAGCAUCUUUGUUAACAUCUGCCUUUUACAGGAAAUGUAAAAGUUAUUUAACACUACAAGAAUUUCAACAAUAGUUGCUGUAUUUUUGAAUAUGUAUUAAAUAGGGAGUUUAUAUACUGCUGAUGUUGUCAGUGGUGCACUUACUAUUAGUUACUUGCAUUUUGGUUCAAAAAAAAAAGCAAUGGUUUGGCAUUUGCCCUACAGAAGGCACUUAAUUUAAUUUUCUGAUCAGGAUUGCCUGAUCCAACAAUACUAAGUCAUUGCUGCUGCUAAUUAGGUUGGCAUUACUCUGUGUUAGGUAGAAUUCUUAUUAUUUAAUUUUUUUAAGCUUUCCAAAUCAGAAGGAACUGAUUAUUUUUCGUGGCUUAUAUUUACAUUGGUAAUAUUUUGUUACCAAUAUUUUUGGUAAAAAAAAUUAACUUAUAUAAACAAAUUUUGUAAACAAUUUUUAUAUUAUCUAUAAAAACUUAGACACCUUAUAUUUUAUAUGUUGUGCAAUGUGACCGGGGAAACUGAUACAGUAGCUUUUAGCAUAUUAAAAAUAAUUUUUUAUAAUGUAAUGUCUUGUGAGUGCAGAUCUGACAUUUUCCAUUAAAAUAAUGUGAAACAUCAGAAUUAUGUUGUAACAACUUUAAAACUAAGAUGAUAUUAAAAUAAUUUUAGAGUUACGAUAUGUAAAAAUUAUGAGAUUAUUUUUCUCUAGAUAGCACAAUACCAAUUUUAAUUAAUUUCUUCCAAUUAGGUUAAUUUUCUUUUCUUUCUUUUUUUUUUGAGACGGAGUCUCACUCUGUGGUUCAGGUUGGAGUACAGUGGCACGAUCUUGGCUCACUGCAACCUCUGCCUCCCAGGUUCAAGUGAUUCUCUUGCCUCAGCCUCCUGAGUAGCCACCAAGCCUGAGCUAAUUUUUUUUGUAUUUUUAGUAGAGAUGGGGUUUCACUGUGUUAGCCAGCAGGAUGGUCUUGAUCUCCUGACCUUGUGAUCUGCCUGCCUCUGCCUCCCAAGGUGCUGGUAUUACAGGCAUGAGGCACUGAGACUGGCCCCCAAUUAUGUUAAUUUUCAUUAAUAAAGUUAUGCUGGCUUCAGUUUUCCAAUGGCAAGUAGACAGGAUAUGUUCAAGGUUUUCUGCACUGUAGGCAGACUGUCUCAAGAAGCAUAUCCCAAUCAGGUAAUGCCUACAUAAACUCCAUCAACCUAAGGUGAUACUUGUAAAUAUUUUUAAGGGAUUGUGACUAUUUAAAAAUUAUUAAUAUACUUUGAAAAGUUUUAAGGGUGUUUUUAAUAACCUUACAGUAUUGUCAAUUAUCAUAGGUUAUUCAAUAUUCAGGUUUGUGUUUCUCUGUUUUAAACUGUGUUUUCUAAAGAAAAAAAUAAUAGUUUACACAAAUGUACAAACAUAGAAUAAGCAUUUUAAGCUGGCUACUAAUGUUCUUUAGAUUACAGAGCAAGAAAACUUAAUCUAUAAAGAUAAGUGAUCUUUUUCUUGAAGAGUACAGAUAAAAAUCAAAGAUAGGUGCAGGCUAGUUUUCAGAAUAAUUGAUGCUUCUCUUCUUUAGAGAGACAGUCACCAAAUACUUGGUUUAGCUUGACUAUAUUGACUUGGGUUUUGAGAGAGAUAAUACGUACAUCUUUGGAAAGUGAAGUCAAUGUUCAAGAGGUGCUGGAAGCUUUACUUUUUUAGUGAUCAGAAAUAUUUAGUACAUCUUUCAGACAGGAAGAAUUUUAUCAUGUAUUCCCUUAUAAAACCAAGUAAUACUUCUUUAUCAGUAACUUUUAGAACUUAAAAAAAACAAAAAACAAAAAGUGAAUGCUAUUGUAAGCAACCUAUGAAUCCUAGUAGAUUUUACAAUAUGUAAUUUAUAACCAUGUAAUUUAUAAAUAUGUAAAUUAUGUAAUUUACAGUAUAUCAACACUAAGUUUUGUAUUGAGUGUGAUCAGGAACAAAAGUAUCCCACAGGCAUCUGACACAAAUUCCAGAAUUAAUCAAAGAAUUGCUUAUUUGAGGCUGGGCGCGGUGGCUCAUGCCUGUAAUCCCAGCAGUUUGGGAGGCCAAGGCGGGCAGAUCAUGAGGUCAGGAGUUUGAGACCAGCCUGACCAACAUGGUGAAACCUCGUUGCUACUAAAUAUAGAAAAUCAGCUGGGCAUGGUGGCAGGCCUGGCCAAAAGUUUUGUUUGAAUAAACAAUAUCCAAAAGACAGUUUCUUCAGAUAUAUUUUGAAAUUCUCCUAAAGAGCUAGUGUUUCUAACAAUUUUCAUAAUUUAAAAACAGCUUUUACAUUGUUGAAGUUGGAAGAACUUUCCUCUCUUCCUCAUGACAGUGCAAGAUUUUAAGUUCUUUUUUUGGUUUAAUGUUUAAUGAAAUGAGCAUUAUGCUUAAAUUACUUAAGUACCUGGGAGAAGUAAUGAUGCAUACUUUAAAAAAAUGGAAAAUGCUUUUAUUUUUAUUUGUUAUAGUUUGUUAACAUGACUGAUAUAUAAAAUUAAACUUCAGAACACAAUGAAAUGCCGAUUAUUUUUACACUGUUUGGGCAGAGAGUAGGCCUAUGUCUUCAAAAUGUCUUGAUAAUUUAGAUGACCUUUAACUUUACUGUCCAUAUGGAAUUUGCCAUUCUUUAUGGAUAAGAGAAUUUAAGGAAAAGUUACUGUUCUUUCUUUAGUCUUUUUGUAUCUCUCUGAUUUAAAAUCUGUUACUUUAUUAAAAGCCUUCAACAACAGGUUGUUAUGAUGUAUUCCUUCAUCCAGAUUCACAUAAUGACCCCAUUUGAAUCCAAAUUUGUAUAUAUUCUUUUCUUAUGCCAGCAGUAUUUGUAUUCAAUUUUAACUUAUGUUUUCUUGGGUAUUAAAAUUUAAACAUCUAUA
Molecule: messenger RNA, 5777 nt
Organism: Callithrix jacchus (white-tufted-ear marmoset)
Lineage: Eukaryota; Metazoa; Chordata; Mammalia; Primates; Cebidae
Gene: GAS2L3
Product: growth arrest specific 2 like 3
Biological process (GO): actin crosslink formation
Cellular component (GO): actin filament
Molecular function (GO): microtubule binding; actin filament binding; cytoskeletal adaptor activity
Source: RefSeq, a predicted model, not a curated record